AUAGCUUGUGUCAGUGCAUUACCUGGCCUUGUUUAAUACAUCCGGUUUUAUUUUUAGAAAAUUUGUUCGUCAUUGUUGUCAAUGUUGAUAAACUGAUUCUAAGAGAUGUCAACGUGUACAGGGGUAAACUUCCCUAUCUAGGACUCCAGUAUUGUAACAUUCAGCGGUUGUUUUUGAUACUCGUACAAGCAUCAUGGGAGUAGCUGAUAAAAUCCUUGAACGAAACGGUUUCAAAUUAACUAGAUUUUCCGAUGACAAAAAUUCAUUUUAUUACAUUCUCCACUCUGUAAUAAAAUCCAAGGAUGGGUCACCCUCUUAUAAAGCUGCAAUGCAAAUGCGAAAUGACUUAUUCAGACUUGAAGAAGACAAUUCCUUGUAUUUUCAUCUGUUCCUGCCUCAAUUCUUGAGCUGCGAUGGAACGCAAUCCCCAAAAGAUUGCUUGCACAGCGAACUGGAAUUGUUGAAAAAAAGGAAAAGAAAUCCAUCACCUCGGGAAAUAUUUGCCGCUGCAGAGUUACUGCAGAAAUCUAUUUGUAUUAUUCAUUUCGACCGAUCUCAAGGAGAUGAUAUAGAUGGUUUUAAGGGAUAUAUUUUCGCUCCAGCCAUCAGGCAGUGCAUGGAUGCGGAACCAUUAUGUAUCCUCAUGGUUGAGAAGCAAGAUGGUUGUGCAGAAUUCGUUAAGGUUGAUUUAAAAGAUCGCGCUAUCGACCUUGAGACUUGCCCAGGGACUCUGAGAAAUAAAACACACAGAAACUGCUUUGGUCUGCGAUUUACAAACAACUUUUCAACGCUAUUUGAUGGAAACGUUACAUACGGUGCAAAAGAUGAUGUCAAAGAUUUAUAUCGUCGACUAAGUUUGGAGUUUUAUGGGACAGAAGAACAUCAUAACCGCAUUUUGAAUAUUAUUUGUAAUUUUGAACUUGAGCAGGACAAUUUGGAAUUAUUUUCCAAGUAUGCAAACAACACAGUUAAUGACGAGACUGAUAGAGACGAAAAGGAGAAACUUUUGAAAAUUCAUAUCAAGAAUUCCAGACAGCAAUUGAAACCCCCUGGGGAGGGAGAACUGUACGCUUUGUCGUCUGUUUUCAACGUCGAUAUUGUGAUUGAUAAAACGGGGAGAGGCGACUGGGACACGUACAUGUCAGUUGCUUGCACAUACGCCAGUUGCUUUGACUCGCCGAUCAUAUUACGGAAACAGACAAAGGAGGGACAUUAUAUUCCGUAUGUAACGACACCUGGUGAAUGUUCCUGUUGCCAGAAAAAGCCAGAAACUCAAGGUCAUAUCGGAAUGAUCAAAGAAAAUGUUCACAAGGCGGUGUUGAAAAAUCCUUGUUGUCCAGCAAAGGGGAACCACCAAAACCACACGCAUCUGAAUCACAUCCCACAAGCAAGGACCCUUUGGCCUCAGCGAAUUGAUCACCUUCUUCCGACCGAUGAUAUUCAAGUGGCGAUCACUCGACUUGGAGCAGAGGAACGACGCAUUGAUCAAAUAAAUGGCGGAGACGGUACCAUAGCUAAGGCCAUGGCUAAAGAGCUGUAUGGGGAUGAAAAUGAAUACUUUGCAAGCGGUCUUCAGGAUGCUUUAGGAAAUGAGAGAGAUGAUAUGGAUAAAAAGAUGCAAAGAAUUUCGGAUUGGCUAACUGUUCCUAUAUAUGUUUACCAUGGUACUGCGCAGCCAAACCUGAUGAAUUCCUCCCAGGGUUUCUUCUGGACCAGAUUUGAACCAGCUAGUUCUAAAACAAAGCAGCUGAACAGAAAUAAAGACUGCAGAUUCUAUAUCACUCUAUUUCACAACCGACUUAAUGGUUCACUUGACCGGAUUACACCGCUCCGUGGUUGCAAUUGUCAACUUCCGCCGCCACUCUCCUUACUUCGAGAUCACCAAACAGAGAUGGAGAGCCAGUUAUUGCAGUAUGUGGACCAAAAGCAACGCCACCACCCAUUGGUCACAUUCUUCUCUAUUGAUCCGAGUAACGAGAUGUUUACAAUAGAAAUCCGGGAUUUCCCAGCAUGCUCUCCAUAUUCUCCAAUGCGUAUAGCAAUGCAAAGAGAAGAUAUGAAAGGAAGAACAUUAGAUUCCGUUCAGUUUUAUGAACAAUCUCUGAUCCGAUGUUUAAGCAAGGAAAUAUUUGGAACUGAACAGCAUGAUGCUUUCAUACUGAAAGAACUGUGUAAUGAAAUUUUAAUGAACAUACGAACUUAUCUACCGGUAUUUGGAGAAAAUAUAAAGCAUGCUUAUAAAGCUAUUGUAGGAAAAUGGACAGAAGAUGAGCACGACUACGAAAGGCUGGCCAAAUUUAUGAUUGAAAGAAUUGAGGAUGACUUGCCAUCAGACGACUUCUUGUUAUGGGUUGCAUGCACGUAUUUCCAAACAAACAUAUACGUGCUGCGUGUUUCUGACUCAAAAACCUCAACAGAGAGUUUCUGGACAGAGUACUCCAAGCUUAGGACCCUCAAGAAGACUCGUACCAAAACUACAAGAUUUGAUAUGAAGUGUCCCAAGAGCAAAACGCACUACAUCUCUCUGUUGCAGACGGGAACUAAACAGUUUCACAGAAUCGUUCCAAAAAUGGCUUGUUGUAAUUGCGUAGUGGAUAUCCCAAUUGUACCUAGCAGGCAGGCGGACUCAACAAAAUAUCAUACACAGCAGGAUUGCAAACUGAUUCGAAAUAUCAGAAAAAUGGAUACCUUGCUGGAUUUGACAUGUGUAGCUGUAGAGCAAUGGCUUUUAUGUAAUAAAAUUUUACAAAGCAAAUGUGAUGCGGUGAUAUGUGAAAUUGAGGGUCGCCGCAAAAAUGUGAACAUCGCUACUAUAUCUGGUUCCAGCGCUGGAUUAGUAGGUGCUGUUCUCGCUGGGAUUGGAAUAGCACUCGCUCCUGCUACAGGUGGGCUUUCCACUUUACUGACUGUAGGGGGAGGAGCGUUGGCAGUUUCUGGAGGAACGGUUGCUGCGGGAGCCAAGAUCACUGAAAGUGUUCUUAACAAAGGCACAGUGGACACAUUAAAGCGCCACCAAAAUUGUUACCAGGAACGAUUUGAGCGGUUGCAGAGUUCUAUGGAACAGUUAACAAAGGAGGUGAAGAGGCUCGAAGAAGAAACGGCGGAAUUUAAAGUCAAUCAGAAUAUCCAGGCAUCUGAUUUUACAGGUAUUCAGUGCUUUCCAGGAAUAUUGCGAACCGUUAAAGGGCUGGCAAUGAUCCCUAUAGGCGUGUUGAAGGUGUCUGCCAGAGGGAUAACCAUUCUUGGUGCUAUCAUAGGACCACUGACAGCUUUGUUUGAUGCGGGUCUACUGGCAUUCGCGGUGCGAAAUAUGUCGAAAGGAAAUAGAACAGAUUUGACGGAGAACUUGCGCCAAAUCUCUGCAUCUCUGUAUGGAUCUAGAAGGCAAAUGCAAAAUUGGGCGUUUGGGAAUCAGAGAACUGUUUCUUUUGACUAAAUAUCAAAUCAUGCAUAGAAAAAUAUGACUCGUUUAAUGGAGCCUUCUUGUUUUGGAUUAGUUUAUUGACAGGUACUGGUUACACACUGAUGUUUAAAUGUAUUUUAGAUGCAUGUACAUGUUGUAGCCUAUACAAUGUUCAUAAAUUUGCUUGUGUAUUUUGAUGUGUCAAUAUGUACAUCAUUUUCUGGAUAAUUUUGUAUGCGAAAUAUUUUUCUUUGAUGAUGAAAACAACAUUACUGAGGUUUGUUUGCUUUAUUUAGGGAAGAUAUAUUUCAGCCAUAUAUGUGAAUGUGAGCACUGGAGAAAGUAAAACUUAAUGGCAUUAUUUCUACUGAUAUUUCUUGUCUAUCCUGUUAAUGCGGCUCUAUGUUCCCCAGGGAACCCAGAGGAUUGAUGUAAUGAUGUAAUAUAUCCUGUUAAAGAGAGUGUGUUUGUUAAUUACAAUGAUUUGAAUUUAAUAAAGCAAACUAGUUGUCAA
Molecule: messenger RNA, 3917 nt
Organism: Ostrea edulis (European flat oyster)
Lineage: Eukaryota; Metazoa; Mollusca; Bivalvia; Ostreida; Ostreidae
Exons: 6
Coding region: 194-3436 (1080 amino acids)
Biological process (GO): lipid transport; lipoprotein metabolic process
Cellular component (GO): membrane; extracellular region
Molecular function (GO): lipid binding
Source: RefSeq, a predicted model, not a curated record